This is a messenger RNA of Myxocyprinus asiaticus (Chinese sucker), 3500 nucleotides long. Its product is annotated as ralBP1-associated Eps domain-containing protein 2-like. NCBI's taxonomy places the organism in Eukaryota, Metazoa, Chordata, Actinopteri, Cypriniformes, Catostomidae. Bases 156 to 2366 code for a protein of 736 amino acids. Gene Ontology annotation, biological process: endosomal transport; endocytosis. Gene Ontology annotation, cellular component: cytoplasm; plasma membrane. The transcript is spliced from 21 exons. The record is from RefSeq and is a predicted model, not a curated record. Gene Ontology annotation, molecular function: protein binding; calcium ion binding.
CAGAGAGCGAGUAUCAGCAAAGCUUAUCUUCAGUUGAGUUUGUGUGUAAAAUGUACUAGAGUACCGCAGAGAAGACGCACCUCCCUCCGCCACAGGGCCACGGAGAGGCCGCGCGUGCGUCUGGAGAGCCGGUGUGUGCGGCUGUGCGCACGGGGAUGGAUCAGGGAGCUGCCGCGGGCACCGGAGGGACCUUCAUUUCCCUGAGCGACACUGAGCAGAGAUGUUACUCGGGGCUCUACGCGCUGUGCCAGCCCGACAGCACAGGCAAACUAGCGGCGGGGAAGGUGGCGGAGCUGUUCCGGGCGUCGCAGCUGCCGGCGGAGACUCUGCAUCAGAUAACUGAGGCGUGUGGCGCUAAGCGGCUAGGCUACUUCGGAUGUGGACAGUUCUACAUAGCUUUGAAGCUGUUGGCCGCGGUGCAGACUGGUCUGCCGGUACGUCUGGAGAGCAUCGCAGGAGAACUUCCUCUGCCUGUGUUUGUGGGAAUAAUGAAUGAGCCUGAGAUGCGUUACCCCAAUCAUACCUCGACCAAUGAGACUCAAAUUCAAGGCUUGGUUACAAGCUCCACCCCUCGUCCCCCUGCAGACAGACCUGUCGUCAGACACCCUGAUACCAGCAUGGAAAAACAGGAGGCGUGGUCUCCACCACAGUCACCUGGCAUCUCCCCGCCCCACUCGCCAUCAUCCUAUCACUGCUAUCCAUACGGUGCUCAAAGGAAUGGAGCAGAUGCACUACUGGGUGACCUGAGUGCUCCCUUUUACAGUGUGCUGCAACAGGAGUACACAGGGUUGGCUGGAAAGACAAGGAGUUCAGUCUUGGCUGGGUCAAGUUGCAGGUGGUGUGUUCCUUCAUCCAGGCCGAGAUGUCUGCCAGGCAGGCUGAAAUUCGAUCAGUCACUGUGGUGUCGUUGGGCUGGAAAGACAAGUAGAGUUGCGUGUCAUCAGCGUAGCAGUGCUUAUGAUGGUAAGUUGCUGAGUCGUUCCAGCGUUCCUCAGGAAAACUCAUCUCCCAGUCACUAUUCCAUCAAACUUCAGUCGGAGCAGCCUGCCAUCGCACGGGUUCCAUCUGUUGAGCAUUUGGUGGAGAGGAAUGAGAUUGAUUACUCAGACGACCCCUGGCGAAUAACAGAGGAACAGCGUGAAUACUACACCAACCAGUUCAAGAGUCUGCAGCCUGACCUCAGUGCUCUCAUAGUGGGGACUGUUGCAAAAAACUUCUUCACCAAAUCGAAGCUUCCCAUUCCGGAGCUGUCUCAUAUAUGGGAGUUGAGUGAUGUAGACAGAGAUGGCGCCCUCACUUUUCCAGAGUUCUGCAUUGCGUUUCAUCUGAUUGUGGCUCGUAAGAACGGCUACCCUCUUCCUGAAACACUCCCACUCACACUUAGACCGUGUUAUGUGAAACAGGGUGUGGUUACAGUGCCACCAUCUGAGGUGACUCAACCGCUGAUUGUCUUUGAUGACAAUAUGACGCCUAAAGCCAGUCAACUGGAAAUGAGUUCUGUUGACCUUCAGAUGACCCCUUUACCAGGUGUGUCCACUUCUAAACAUGACACGAGAGAAGAGAGUGGGAAUUCGGCAGAAUUCAGUCCAAAGAGACAUCCAGAUCCUCAAGAGAAGCCAAUACAGCAAUUCAGCACUUUAAAACCAGAUUCUCCACAAGAGCUUGAUGCAAAUAUGAAGUCAAGAACACGGCCCAGGUCGUAUUCCAGCACCUCUAUAGAUGAUGCCAUGAAAAAGGUGGAGGAACCGCCCACCCCUCCUCCCCGACCCCAGAAAACUCACUCCCGAGCCUCCUCGCUUGACCUCAACAAACUCCUCCAACAGAGCGGACAAGGCUGCAAAAGUGGUUGGUUGCUGCCUCCUCCAGCUCUCCCUCCACGACCUCCAGCCACACAGAUCAUCAACUUUCACCCUGGCUCAGACAAGAAGGCCGUGCAGCAGCCAAACUUUGCAGACUUCAGCAGGUUUAGGGAGGAGGAAACCAGUUCACCUCCUCAAACCAUAAGACCUGGGAUGAGAGGCAGUCCCAGCAUUGAAGAUCUAGCACCUUCUAAAAUGGAUUGUGCAGGGUUACUCCAAGGCCACGCCCCUCAGAAGCCAGUACGAAGAAAGCUCCACCCUGAAAGCCAGAGUGCCACGCCCCCCUCGGCCACGCCCUACUCUGCUGCCACACUGACCAAAUCUACACAGAGGUUGCCUCCCAAACAGAAGAGAGAGAUCCAGAUGGCCAUAAGAAAGAACAGAGAAACCAACGCAGUCCUGACUCGCCUCAACAGUGAACUUCAGCAACAGCUAAAGGUUGUGCAUCGGGAGCGAGUUACUUUGGAAUCCCAGUUGGAGUUACUGCGGCCCAUGGCAUCAACCUGACCCAAAACACACACACACACUCUUUCUAUUUUGUCUUUCUACGCACACAUCUUUCAAUAUGACGAUGGCAAAACCGUAUUUAGUACGAAACCAGGGGCUAUAAUACAGUCACAUGAUAGGAAGCUCACUUUAAGUGACCAAACAUUUGGGAUGCCACAAACAUUGUCAAAAACACAGGUAGAGGAUUCACCUACAUACAGGAGGAGAACAAGAAGAAUUACACAAAGUUUGUUCUGUCAAAAACAGAACAGUUUGUUAGCUUGUUUGUUUGUUCCAGCCUGUUUUUACAGCAAAAUUAUCUAAGUAUCAGUGAAACAAGAUAACUGUACUUGAGAAGCAAUAUUGUUUAAGAUAAUACGCAUUGUUUUCAGAGAGUAUAUCUUGAAAGAAUUGUGUUUUUCUACCAUAUUGGUUAAAUCGUUUAUUAUUAGUUUUGUUUUAAAUAACUUUUAAUUUAGUGAUAUGUAUGCCUAAAACAAGAAAACAAAUUAUUUGCCAAUGAGAUAAGACAAGUUUACUUAAUUCAAGAUGUAUUCUCUAAAGUAAAUAUAAAUUGUUAUUGGAUAUUUCUAAAUUUAUUUGGGGAAAAAAGACAAAAAACUAAAUGAUAUUUUUGCAGUGAAAAGCUUUGAGUGAUCAAAGAUGAACUUUAUUCCAGAAAACUGGAAUCUAUGGAUCUAUUUUUGUGCUUUGUUGGACAACUAUACUAGCGCAUCAUGAAAUAAUAACCGUAAUUUAAUUAACGUGAAUGUGUUUGAGGCCAUUCCCGUUUCACCAAGAAUAAGCUUAAUAAUGGUGAUUCUCACACAGACAUGUUUAGGUCACAUUUUUCACCCCAAAAUCAAAAGGAAAAAAAAAAAAAAAGAAGAAAAAAUGAUUCUCUAAUUAUUUGUAAGAUUUGUUGCAUUGACAUUAAUUUCAUGACAAUCAAGAACAUCAUGAUUCUGAAUUUUUCCCCCAUUCCAUUAUUCUCAGUGGUGAUUCUCACUAGAUUCACUGUACAGUAAAAAAAUAAAUAAAAAAUGUGUAAGAAUGUUUUUAAAAUUAAAAUCUGCAUAAACUGCAUACAUUUUAACAUGAUGUAUAAAUACUCUCUAAUUUAAAUAAUCAUUAUACAUAAUAUAUAAUCGUAAA